UUUUAUCAAUUCCACUAGGACGUGGAUUAAGUUCGCACGUGGAUUCAUAUUCAUUUAGAAAUGUAUCCACUUAUAAUCUUAUUUCUUUUUGGCUUAACUGUUGGCGACCCAAUACGGACCCGCGAUGCAUCGUAUGAGCAUUAUGUUUUACCAGGAGAGUCCUAUCCAACAUUCUACGAUGUGUCCUUGGCGAUAGACCCGGAUUACCAUGAAAACUUCAACGGAAGCGCUGUAAUAAGGAUCAUUCCAAAUCAAAAUGUGCAAGAAAUUGUCCUGCACGCAAUGGCUAUGACUAUCAGCCGUAUUGCGCUGUUCAGCGAAAGUAAUACAAACUUGGAUUUGUUUUCAAGUUAUACUUUAGUGACAGAUGACACCCAUUUCUUGAGGAUACGAUCAAAUGCGUUGUUAUUACAAAACCAACCUUAUUCACUUCACAUAGAGUACACAGCUACGUACGCUGAAAAUAUGUUUGGAGUUUACGUGUCUACAUUCGAACAACCUGGCGUAGGCACUGUAAAUUUAGUGACGUCACAGUUACAGCCAACGUUUGCUCGGCGAGCAUUUCCGUGUUACGAUGAACCAAGUUAUAAGGCCCAGUUCAGAAUGACGAUAUACGCCCCUGCAGCGUACCCAGUGGUCAGAACUAAUAUGCCGCAGAAAACAACAAACUUGAUAAAGCCUGAAAUUCCAAAUUUCGUGAAAUAUGAGUUCGAAGACACAGUCGUAAUGUCUUCAUACCUAUUAGCCUACCUAGUUUCAAACUUUGACCAUCUCUCCAACGAGGGGAACCAGAUAUACGAUAUACCGUUCAGGGUGUACUCUAGACCAGGAACUCAAAACACCGCUAUAUUUGCAUUGGACUUUGGUCAAAGGAAUAUGAUGGCCUUGGAAAACUACACAGAAUUCCGAUACGCACUGCCCAAGCUCGACAAGGCUGCCGUGCCAGAUUUUGCUGCUGGUGCCAUGGAAAACUGGGGUCUUGUCAUAUACAGGGAGGUAGCUUUGCUAGUCACAGAAGGUGUCACUACCACCGCAACUAAACAAAAUAUUGGGCGCAUCAUCUGUCAUGAAAACAUGCACAUGUGGUUUGGCAAUGAAGUCAGUCCCGUGUCCUGGACUUACACUUGGUUGAAUGAAGGCUUUGCGAAUUUCUUCGAAAAUUUCGGUACUGACUUGGUGCUGCCAGGGUGGCGUAUGAUGGACCAAUAUGUUCUGCUACUACAGAAUGUCUUCCAAAGCGAUGCUGUUCUCAGCGUGAACCCUAUGACACAUCCAGUGUUCACACCCUCGCAGAUAAUUGGCACGUUCAAUGCUGUUGCCUAUCAGAAAUCUGGAUCUGUAAUUCGUAUGAUGCAGCACUUCCUGACACCGGAAAUCUUCCGACAGGGUCUUGUGCACUACCUUCGAUCAUUCUCUCGUCGGGCAGUAACUCCUCCAGAUUUGUACGAAUCACUCCAGUAUGUUUUGGAUAACUCAGCGCACAGUAUUCCUUUCAAUAUAUCGACGGUCAUGAAUCGCUGGACAACACAAGGCGGUUUUCCUGUCCUAACUGUGGAACGACAGGCACCUACUGCACAAUCUCUAUCUAUUCAUCAGGAACGCUUUUUAACUGACUCGUCACUUAAAUCGUCUGACAACUGGCACGUACCUGUCAACUGGGUUCUUUCAAGCAACAUUGACUUUGAGGAUACCAGGCCUCAGGCUUGGGUGUUACCAAAUAGCCCAGCACUAGCCGUCGACAUUCCAGGCCUUUCUGAUGCUGAAUGGUAUAUAGUUAAUAAACAACAAACUGGGUAUUACAGAGUUAAUUACGAUACGGUUAACUGGAGAGCAUUGGCUAAUGUACUUUUGCGAUCACACGAGGACAUUCAUUUGUUGAAUAGAGCUCAAAUAAUUGAUGACGCCUUCAAUUUAGCAAGAAAUGGUCGUCUGAAUUACGAAUACGCUUUCGAAGUAUCGCGUUACUUGACAAAUGAGAGUGACUACAUUGCGUGGGGAGCGGCUAAUGCAGCAUUUAAUUAUUUAGAUGUCGUUCUCAGUUCAACACCUGUCUACGAGCUCUUUCAGCAAUACAUUCUAGAACUAUCUGCACCCUUGUAUGAAAGUUUGGGUUUCAUAGCUAAGGACAACGAAGAACAUGUGACAGCAUUCCAUCGUAACAUUAUCUUAGAUAUAAACUGCCGCAAUGGAAAUCAGCAGUGUAUCAGCAGUGCCCAGGAACUGUUGCAGCAAUUUAGAAAUAAUUCUACAUUUACCUUAAACCCUGACAUACAGACAGUGGUAUUCUGUUCUGGACUCAGAGGAGGUGACGUAGAGAAUUUCAACUUCCUCUGGAACAUGUACCAAACUAGCUCGGACUCUAGUGUUCAAGCAAUUCUCCUAAACUCUCUCGGAUGUACUUCCAAUGAAACACUACGUGAUUCUUUCUUGAAACAAGUGAUUGACGAUAAUUCAGCCGUUCGAGAACAAGACAGGCACUCUAUUGUCGUGUCCGUAACUAACUCGAGCCCCGAAAACAUGGAAGCGGCGCUGGACUUCGUUUUGGAAAACUUCGCUGCUAUUCAGCCUAGAGUGCAAGGGCUAACUGGAACUACAAAUAUAUUGAACACCUUCGCCAGAAGACUGACGAGCAGACAACACUCAGAAAAAAUUGAAGAGUUUGAAAGGCGGUACAAUAACAUCUUCUCAGCGGGCGAGAGGGCAUCUGUUGCAGCCAUCAAAGAGAAUAUUGCAGCUUCCAUCACUUGGAGUGAGAACUACUACAAUCAAGUUAACACCUGGCUCAACACGAACUACGGAAGCAGCGCUUCCACGAUCGGCUGCAGUUUGGUUCUCCUUGUUUCAGUCAUUCUUACUAUCAUUCGUUAGGCAGAUUUAUGUUAAUUAGAUUUUUCUAUUAAAUUAAUUCCAAUAGAUUAAAAAUUACUCUACGUUUACUAUAAUGUUUAUAAUAAUAAUAAUUAUAAGCCAAAGCAAAGGUUUGAAACAGUUAUGCCUCACAAUAAUGUCAUCUAGAUAGACAAAACAAUUGUUAAAAGAGGAACAAAAUGCACGUGUUGUAAAUAAUAUUUUGCAGAUUAAUAAAUAUUGUACAAAAUUU
Molecule: messenger RNA, 3100 nt
Organism: Leptidea sinapis
Lineage: Eukaryota; Metazoa; Arthropoda; Insecta; Lepidoptera; Pieridae
Gene: Apn2
Product: aminopeptidase N-like
Exons: 16
Coding region: 61-2868 (935 amino acids)
Biological process (GO): peptide catabolic process; proteolysis
Cellular component (GO): cytoplasm
Molecular function (GO): metalloaminopeptidase activity; zinc ion binding; peptide binding
Source: RefSeq, a predicted model, not a curated record